CAAAGUGAUUUAUCUUAUUAUGGCGUUAAGAGAGAUGAUAAUAGAUGAGAGUGAUGACAUAGAGAGCUACAGUGAUCAAUCUCUUUGUCUAGAUAAAGCCAAGGAGCUUCUUGCUCUCAUCAAGCUACCCACGGGAUUGUUGCCAUUGAAGGAUAUGACAGAAGUUGGGUACAACAAAACGAAAGGGUUUGUGUGGAUGAGGAUGAGAAGCAAGAUUGAGCAUACAUUCCGUGAAAUAGGUCGCAAAGUGUUAUAUGACACGGAGAUAACUGCGUUUGUUGAGGACCGUCGUAUGAGGAGACUUACCGGAGUCAAAAGCAAGGAGCUCAUGAUCUGGGUUCCUGUGAACGAUAUCUUUAUCAAGAAAAAGAUCCUGAGAAGAUCACCUUUGCUAAUACCACCGGCCUGUCACGAACAUUUAAAGUUUCAGCAUUUCAAUGUGAGGGUUGAUAAAUCAGAAGAAAAGAGGAGUAACCAGACUUCCUUGAUGUCAGCAACCAAUAAAGAACAGAAGUUGUUCCAUACUCAAUAAGAGACAGUUUAAUUAAAUAUCAUAAGGACACGCCUUUCUUACAGUGAAUUGCUUAUGGAUCAUCACAGUAAAUGAAUAAGUUUUGAAAUUCA
Arabidopsis lyrata subsp. lyrata is the source of this 624-nucleotide messenger RNA. RefSeq lists its product as uncharacterized. The record is from RefSeq and is a predicted model, not a curated record. Lineage: Eukaryota; Viridiplantae; Streptophyta; Magnoliopsida; Brassicales; Brassicaceae.